Babesia bovis T2Bo is the source of this 952-nucleotide messenger RNA. RefSeq names its product Ubiquinol-cytochrome C reductase complex 14kD subunit family protein. Gene Ontology annotation, biological process: mitochondrial electron transport, ubiquinol to cytochrome c. The coding region runs from base 73 to 666 and encodes 197 amino acids. The record is from RefSeq and is a predicted model, not a curated record. The transcript is spliced from 3 exons. Lineage: Eukaryota; Apicomplexa; Aconoidasida; Piroplasmida; Babesiidae.
CAUAGCAUAAAACUGACUUACAUAGCCGGUAUAGUCACCGUGCAAUUGUUAAUACAAUGUAACUUAGUAGAAAUGCUAAUCAACAGGACUCUAGGUAAAAUUGCGGCGGCUACGGCCAGACGCACAAAGGAGGCCUCCCUUAGGUCAACACCUGCUAUGCGCAAGCUUCAAAGUGGACCUGGACCUUUAACAAAUAUUUACCAAACCUUCAUAGGACCAUGGGUAUUCCGUAUGUUCACGGGACCCCUUGAACGCUGGUCCCAGGCAUGCCUUACUCGUUAUCUCAGAGAGCAUGGUCUUUUGUAUGACGACCUCAUGAGCGAGAGAGAGCCUAUCGUUGAACGAGCUUUAGAAAUGCUACCAGAAGAUUUGAAAACUGCAAGAUUCAGAAGGAUAGCUAGAGGUAUGCACAUAUCCACACUAAGGAUGUACCCCCCUCUGGAAGAGCAAAACUACGACCCUUUCGUGCCAUACCUGGCACCAUAUAUUGAAGAAGCAAAGUUCCAACUGCAAGAAGAAGAAGAACUGCUCGGAUACCACCCACAAGAUAGACGUGUUUUUUGCGGUGGAACAACCGGAUUUGGUGAUAUGGAGCCUGGGAUGCACUUCCUUACAUCGCUUCCCAACCUAUACGGUGCGGGUAUGGGAAACAUGAAAAAGAAAUAAAUACACAAAGCGAAUUGCUGUGCCACGACAUGUGGAUGGUUUAUAUAAGAUAGCGUGAUGUUGCACACAUCUCCACUUUAAAGUGAUAUCAGAAGCCUAACGACCUAAAAUACGGUUUUAGAAUAAAAUUGGAUCAGAAUAAGGACAAAUAUCGGUAGAAGGACGUGGGAGGUGGUAUGACACCGACGAAGUGACCACCGGUCAACAAUGAAUACUAAAGUAGACAACUUACACACUCGUCAACCGUCACUUAACCCAUGCUUCCAUAAACUAUGUAGAACGUAAU